CGAGGGGGGCCGAAGCCGAGGCCGAGACGCCGGGGUGGCUGCUGCUGGCUCUCUCCCGCCCUCAUUUCCCAUCGUGCCGAGGCGCUGGUGGCAUGGCGGAGAAGGAUGACACCCGAGUUUGACGAAGAGGUGGUGUUUGAGAAUUCUCCACUUUAUCAAUACUUGCAGGAUCUGGGACACACAGAUUUUGAAAUAUGCUCAUCUCUGUCACCAGUACCAGAAAAAUGCACAGCCACAGAGGAACAACAAAAGUCUCCUACAAUAACUCAGCCAAAACGAGGCAUCCUGUUAAAAGUGGCUGAAACCAUCAAAAGCUGGAUUUUUUCUCAGUCCAAUAAGAAAGAUGACUUACUUCAUAAGUUGGAUGUUGGAUUCCGACUCGACUCACUACAUACCAUCCUGGAACAGGAAGUCCUGCUACAAGAGGAUGUGGAGCUGAUUGAGCUGCUUGAUCCCAGCAUCCUGUCUGCAGGGCAAACACAGCAACAGGAAAAUGGACACCUCCCAACUCUCCGCUCCCUCGCAACCCCUAAUAUUUGGGAUGUCUCAGUGCUCUUUGCCAUCAUUAGUUUGCUCGUUAUGCUUCCCAGUUGGUGGAUUGUGUCUUCCUGGCUGGUAUGGGGAGUGAUUCUCUUUGUUUAUCUGAUUGUAAGAGCUUUAAGAUUAUGGAGGACAGCCAAACUACAAGUGACCCUCAGAAAAUAUAGUGCCCGUUUGGAAGAUACAGCAGCAAAUAGCCGGGCUUUUACUAACCUCGUGAGAAAAGCUUUACGUCUCAUUCAAGAAACUGAAGUUAUUUCCAGGGGAUUUACACUUUUGCUUGACAGGGUCAGUGCUGCUUGCUCAUUUAAUAAAACUGGACAGCAUCCAAGCCAGCAUCUCCUCGGUCUCCGGAAAGCUGUCUACAGAACUGUGAGAGCCAACUUUCAGGCAGCAAGGCUGGCUACCCUGUACAUGCUGAAGACCUACCCCCUGAACUCUGAGAGUGACAACGUAACCAACUACAUCUGUGUGGUGCCUUUCAAGGAGCUGGGCCUGGGGCUUAGUGAAGAGCAGAUUUCGGAGGAGGAAGCACAUAACCUGACGGAUGGCUUCAGCCUGCCUGCCCUGAAGGUUCUGUACCAACUCUGGGUAGCACAAAGUUCAGAGUUCUUCCGACGAUUAGCCCUAUUGCUUUCUACAGCUAACUCACCUCCUGGGCACUUACUUACUCCCGAACUUUUGCCUCAUCGUGUUUUAUCUGAUGUGACUCAAGGUCUACCUCAUGCUCAUUCUGCCUGCUUGGAAGAGCUUAAGCGCAGCUAUGAGUUCUAUCGGUAUUUUGAAACCCAGCACCAGUCAGUACCCCAGCGUUUAUCCAAAACUCAGCAGAAGUCAAGAGAACUGAACAACGUUCACACAGCAGUCCGCAGCCUACAGCUCCAUCUGAAAGCGUUGCUGAAUGAGGUAAUAAUUCUUGAAGAUGAACUUGAAAAGCUUGUUUGUACUAAAGAAACUCAAGAAGUAGUGUCAGAGGGUUAUCAAAUCCUAGAACAGAAAUUAAAGUUGAUUCAGCCUCAUGUUCAAGCAAGUAAUAGUUGCUGGGAAGAAGCCAUUUCUCAAGUGGACAGACUGCUUCGAAGAAACACAGAUAAAAAAGGCAAGAUGGAAGUGGCCUGUGACAACCCCUGCUGUGUGGUGGGCACCCCAGCACAGCCUACUCUACACAUUGCAGACCAAGAUCCAAUCCCCGAGGAGCAGGAAUUAGAAGCAUAUGUAGACGAUAUAGAUAUGGACAGUGAAUUUAGAAAAGAGGAUUUUUAUUACUUGUCUCAAGAAGAUAGAGAGAGACAGAAACGUGAGCAUGAAGAGUCCAAGAGGGUACUCCAGGAAUUAAAAUCUGUGCUGGGAUUUAAAGCUUCAGAGGCAGAAAGGCAGAAAUGGAAGCAACUUCUCUUUAGUGAUCACGCUGUGUUGAAAUCCUUGUCUCCUGUAGACCCAGUGGAACCCAUAAGUAAUUCAGAGCCAUCAGUGGAUUCAGAUAUGGGGGAAGUUGGUAAACAUGAUAUGGAAGAGGAAAAUAGUAAACCCUCCACAAGUGGCAAUGAAAUAAGUAGUAGGACUGAGUAUUUAUGUGAAAGCCCUCUAGAUGGUAAAAAUAAAGACAAUUCUGCAAAUAAACUCUUCCUCCAAGAAGCUGAAGAAAGCGUGUGUUACCAGUGUGAGAGUGAAGAUGAACCUCAGCAGGCAGAUGUAGGUGCGUUGGCAACUGCUCAUCCAGCACCCAGGGACUCGGUCCAGACCUCCAUUAAGCAGAGGCUGGCACGGCUCCAGCUGUCACCGGAGUUCACCUUCACUGCUGGCCUCGCUGCAGAAGUGGCUGCUAGAUCUCUCUCCUUUACCACCUUGCAGGAACAGACUUUCGGUGAUGAGGAGGAGGAGGAACAAAUAAUAGAAGAAACUAAAGAUGAGGUAGAAGAAAAGUAAGAACCCAAAUUCACACGAAGGAUUUUAUAUUGAAAAUUCAUUUUAUGAAAUGCGUUUUAGCUUCAUGGCUAGAUAGGCCACUGGAAAGGGAAAGUAAGUGCAAAAUUUUCCCGUGUCUAGAAACUAAGAUGUGACUUUACAUCAAUUUGAACAACUGAUCUGAAUAAUAAUCUCCUGUAAAUGGCAGGCCUGUUAGGAAAAAUCACAGAAAGGUAAGGGCUCUUUUUGAACGAACUGCUGUUUUAUUUGCAGCAUAACGGAUGGAUCGUGGAAAUUCUUUGAAUACUUCUAAUAAGAAAUAAAUUUAUUAUUUCUUGCCAGAAUUUGCUACCAGAAAAUGACAGGAUAAUUCUGAUGCAAGAAAGUUAACAUUUAAUAUGACUCCUUUAUACUGUAUUCUUGCAGUUAAUAACUGCAGCUUUUAUGUUGAUAACAAGUUGUUUGUAUUUUAUUUUUGUUUAUACCAAUCUUAAAGAUACAGGCUCUAAAUAAAAAAAAUUUGAAUUCAUACAAUUGAUGUGUGCUGGGAUUUGGGGUUUGGAACUAAAAAAUAGUUUCAGAAAUACUGGGGGGAGGGGGAAGCAUUGAUGAGCACUUGGGCUGGCUGUAACACUUCUAUAGAAUUGUUGUCACAUGUAUGUGUUCAGUUGCUUCAAGAUACCCUAAUGAUCUUUAUAUAGAAAAACACUAUCAUUGUAAGAGUCAUAUAUUUAUGUGUUCUAUUUCUUCUACACUAUCUCUCUCUCUCUCUUUCUCUCUCUCCUCCCCUCCUCUCUUUCCCUCACCACCCUCACCCUCUUCCUUCUCUUCUCUCUUCUCACCAAGUUAGAGCUAGGGAUUGAACCAAGGACUUCAUAAAUACAAGGCAUGUGCUCUUCUACCACUGAGCCCAUCCUUGGCCCUUUGUUGUAACUAAGAGAUGAUGUCAAAAUGUGAUCUUUGUGGCCAAAGGUUCCAUCUCAAACUUUGCAGAAAGUUAUUUUCUGUUUGCCCAGGCAUAGUUGGGUACCAUUGGCAAUGCUGCUGCUGCUACUGAUUUCUAGCUGAGCCUGCCUGUGCCACCUUGAUGAGAUUCAGGAAAGAGCCUGUCAGCUUCCUGAAGACAUCCUACCUCCCCAGUACCUCACUUACAACCACCUCUUGGAAAGGCUGCUUUCCAAACAGCCCACCCUCAGCUGUUUGCAUGUCAUUGCAUUUUUCAAAGAAUGUUAUUUUCAGGAGUACGUGGACAUUAUCUAAAGAAACUCUAGGAAUAGUUUCAUUUAUGCUGCUAUCUUAGAAAGGAAAUUACACAGUCUUUAGAGUUUAGAGACACACACUUGAAUUUCUGUAAUUUUGAGUAAAUUUACAUCUACUGAAAAGGAUUUUAUUUUGUUGGUUUUCCAAGAACACUUGAUUUUACUUCUUGAGGAAGAACUUGGUUCUGGCUUAUCUGACUAGUACUGGUCCUUUGUACCAUAAGUAAUUCUACUGCCUGUCAUUAGAACUGGGACAUAGCUCAUAGUUAAAUACUUGGAAACUAUAUUUUAGAGGGCCAGAGGGAUAGUGAGUAGGGUGCUUGACAGUCCUAUAACUGGCUAAUACAUCUUAAUAAGACUUAAAGUAACUUUCUUUUUAAAUUACUUAAUUUGAAAACUUUUUUUCCCCUUUUGGAUUUGGAAAAAACACAUUUACAAAACCAUGAUAAUCUUUCUCAUAAUCAUAGGAAGAAUUGUUUUAAUAAAUUGUAAUAACAUGUUUCAUUAUAUAACUUGGAGGAGAUAUCUAUAAUAUUACAUCGUUUGUAUUCAGUGCUGAUGUGAUCAUUUUCAUUGUGAAAGAAUCUUUUCUAAUUAUAUUACGGAUAACAUGUUUACAACAGUGUUAAUGUUGAUGGGUUUGUUUAUUUGUUUGUUUCCCUUAUUUAGAAAGAUGUGAGGUGAGAGAAAGGCAGAAGUACAUGUUGGGAGAGAGCACACAGUCUUCUUCAGAAGGAAAAUAAGCAAAGAAACAUAGAGACAAGCAAGUUGUAGGGGGAGCAUGGGCUUGAAGAGCAAGCCCGUUUAUGGUUUUAAUGUACCAAGUUAUCACACAUGACCACCGCCAAAAAAAGUGUCCAAGCCCACUGUCCACUAUCUGGUGAUAAUAAUCACACCUUAAUCUUUUUUUAAAAAUACAAAACAAAACCUUUGUUAAAACUAAAACUCUAAGCAGCUGGCCUAGUAGGGCCAAAUUCUUGCCUGUCUGAUUUGCAGUCCUCGGCUUAUUUUACAAAGUUGUAUUCCCCAACUUCAUAAAUCAAGUCAUUAUUAAACUAAAUAUACUUAGAGCACUUUAGUAACUGAUGAAUUGACUAAGUUUGACUUCUGAAGUUACUAGGGUAAAAGAAGUUGGGAGAAGCAUUAAAUGGAAAUCAUUAAGGACAGUGACUGUCAUCCUGUUGCUCAUCGAUUUGUUCGAGCGGGCACCAGUAACAUCUCUCAUUGAGAGACUUUACAGUAACAAUCAUUAAGAACAUUUAGAAAUAUUAGUUGACAGCAUACCACAGUACCGACCUGAGUUUAAAUCCUAACUACAUCAUUUAAAAGCUAUGCAUACAUUUGACCUAAUAGUGUCAUAAGAGAGUUUUUCCAGUAAAGUUAAAAUUCUCUGAAUUGCUAAAUAAUGUUUGCAGUUUCUGGAUUCUCAGAAGUAAUUAAAAAGGAAAUAAAACUUAAAGCUGAAAAAGCAACAUCUGAUUAUAAGUACGUUAGUAAAAUAGGUCAAAACCUUUAAAACUCUGUUUUCUUAAAAUGAAUAUAUUGAGCUGCUGACCCUGGUUUGAUUCCCAGCACCGCACCCUUGGGCUCAGAGCCAGGAGUGAACCCUGACCACCACCAGGUGUGGUCCCAAAAGACAAAAUCAUAAUAAUAGUAAUAAUGGUAUUUUGAAUGUGGGAGAGAGAAUGCAGGGCUUAAGGUUGUGCAUUGCCAGGUACAGCUCUUGGGGUCCUGAGUGGGGUGGGGGGGGGGUCUGCUAUCCCUGCAGGGCCAAGGCGCCACAUCCUCGUCCUGCACAUUGAACUACCCAACUCGAGCUUUGCUGGGAGGGGCCUCCAGGCCUACCAAAGUAACCCACCCACCCCAUCUUUUUUUUUUUAAUUCACAUAAUAAAAGUUUUAAGUGUUAAGCAUAAAAGAAAUGAAGUCCUGACACAUUCUUGCAAAACUGUAGCUGAAGAGUUAAUCAUAAGGGGGAGAAUCAGAGUAAUUACUGAGGUCAUUCAUUCCGGUGACAUCAAAAUAGUAAGUAUUUGGGUAAAUUAUUAGAAAUCAUGAGAAAACACAAGUUCAACUACUUUGGUUCAAUCAUGUUAUAUUUCUUUCUAUACCUAAAUGAAACAAGAACUAAAUAAAUAGCGUGAACUGUAAUACAGGAGUUGGAGAGAGUGCUCACAGCUGGGCUGCCCGCUUUGCAUAUGGGAAUUCCAGGUCUGAUCCCUGAACAUGGUUGCUAGAACACCCCUGGGAGUGACCCCAGAGCACUAAGCCAGCCAGGUGUGACUCAGCCUCCCCCCAAAUGAAGCAAUUAGCUUAGCUCAUCAAUAUCAUGCUAUGAAACACAACCAAAAUAAUUGAUUUAUUCUUCUAAUCCUAAAGAAUAAAUAUUUGGCUGGGGCAAUAGUAUAGAUAGUAGAGCGUUUGCCUUAGCACAUGGUCCACCAGGUUAGAUCCCCAGCACCCCAUAUGACUCCCUAAGCUCCACCAGUAGUGAUCCCUGAGCACAGAGGGAGGAGUAAACCCUGAGCACUGCUAAGUGUGUACCUCCCGCCAAGGAAGAGAAUAUCUGUGUCCUGUACACUUACAUCAGAAAAUGAAGCUACAAAUAGUUUCGGUGUGAAAAUUUGAAGGAAAUGUCCUAAGUACCAUGAUAAUUCAUUUGUCUGUCAUCAUUGACAAAUUACUUAUUUACGUAAGUUAAAUUUUCAGGAAAUUGAGGCAAAUUCAAUCAUUAAAGAUGUUAAUGAUCUCAUAGGAAAUUUUCCCUUUUUUUGUUAAACUGAUUUUUAUUGAAAACGCCAUGAUUUAUAAAGUUGUUCUUUAUACAGUUGUUUCCAGCACUUGGUGUCCCAACACCACCGGUAUGACCUUCCCACCACCAGUGUGCCCAGUUUCCCUCCCAGUCCCAACUUGCCCACUUUGGCAUAUAACAAAUUUACUUUAUAUUACUUAUUCGAACAAAACAUUAAGAACUGGCAAAUAGAAUGAUCAGAAAAUGAAUCAGUAGGGGCCAGUUAGUACUAUAUAAUUUUGACCUAAAAAGAAGUUAAAAUCAUUUAAUACAAUAUAAAAAUUUGAUAGGGAGUUUUCUAAAAUGUACUUUGUGCUCUCUUUUUUUUCCUCCCCCAGAGUAUUUAGGAUAUAACAAACAUUUUGUUAUUUUGACAUCAUUUUCUUUCAUGGGGUGAUUAACAGAAAUUCACGCUCAGGCUAUGAGAUGGUCAGAAUGCCAUAUUCCCCUUGACUCCACCUUGCUCUGCUUUGUGAGUUUUCUCUGUUUCUCACAAUUUCUCUAUUUUCCCUUAUAAUCAGCUGUCACUUUUUGCUGCUGCUUUGUGUGCCUGCCUCCUGCUCUAGGCCUCUAAUUUGCUGCUUCUAAUCUUCUGUGGACUGAGAAACCAGAUUGCCACGCUUGCUAAAAUUGUGUAUAAAAUAAGAGUAAGUAGAAUGGAAGAAGGCCAGGGGUGUUUCUGUCAGUUAAAGUGCAUGGACUUGGUUGUACCUGUUUGGCUGCCCCGCACCCUCCCGCUUGCCUCGCAUUCUUUACCAACAAUUUGGUAAAAAUACUUUGUUAAAUACAUAAUUCUCAUAUGUUGGGGGUAUCAGUUCAAUUUUCCUAUAUUUAGAUGUUUCUAAGUGAAUUCAGCUAUGAAAGAAAAUUUGACGAUCAUCUUUGUAUAAAUCAUUUUGUCUAAAAAAUUAAAUAUUUUGUUCUUGCUCAUUAUUUCUAGUAUAGUACAUAGGCUGAAAUCUUACAGCACUACAAAUGUGACUUAACUUUGUUCACUAAGAUUUAUAUUGUAGUACUCUUGGUUUGAGACUAAACAUGCAUGGCUAAUUUAGUAAGAACUAGAUAACUCAAUAUUUGGAGAAUGAGUCAUUCUAGAUAUCCCAGUUUUCUAUAGUGCUUAAACUGUUUAAGCAUUACAGCUUUUAAAAAUAAUUUCUGAAGACAGUAUUUUUAAAAUAACAUGCAUUGCUGCCUUUUGGAACAAUAUACAAAGUAUAUUUUAAUCGUUCUUGAUACCAAAAUGACCAAUAAACUAAUUAUAAUUAGG
Sorex araneus (European shrew) is the source of this 7761-nucleotide messenger RNA. It is a transcript of the gene VEZT, whose product is annotated as vezatin, adherens junctions transmembrane protein. Gene Ontology annotation, cellular component: plasma membrane. Gene Ontology annotation, molecular function: myosin binding. The transcript has 12 exons. Gene Ontology annotation, biological process: cell-cell adhesion. Bases 106 to 2466 code for a protein of 786 amino acids. Lineage: Eukaryota; Metazoa; Chordata; Mammalia; Eulipotyphla; Soricidae. The record is from RefSeq and is a predicted model, not a curated record.